Triticum urartu is the source of this 1263-nucleotide messenger RNA. Its product is annotated as L10-interacting MYB domain-containing protein. NCBI's taxonomy places the organism in Eukaryota, Viridiplantae, Streptophyta, Magnoliopsida, Poales, Poaceae. The record is from RefSeq and is a predicted model, not a curated record.
GCUCAAAAACCGAUGGGACUUCUUGAAGACAGAAUAUGGUCAUUGGGCGACCUCCACACAGGCUGCAACUGGGCAGCAAUGGGAUAUCAAUUUUGGAACAGUAGAUGCCGACAAUGAAUGGUGAGUGAAGCUCAUCGAGGCCCACCCAGAAUAUUUAAAGUGUCGGAGCACCAGAAAAACCUUGCUGAGCUUACCACCAUGUUUGACAAGACUCAUGUGACGAUUGCAACUUCUGCGAUCCUAGGUGAGCAUAUAGAAGACCCCACUGCUCUCUUUGAGGUUGAGGAUGACAACAAUUAUCUGGAACUGGAAGACAACAAUGAUCUGGAAAGCAACAAGGCACCUGGCCAGAAAACAAAGGAAGUUGAAAAGCAGAGGGCUGCUGCCAUUGCUGCUAGUCCAAAGAAGAAACGAAAGCAACAAAAGAACCCUAAGGUUCAGGAGUCCAGGCAUCUGGCAAACAUAAUGGCUGGUAGCACUUCGGUGACAUAUUCUACUGAUGUUCCAAGAGGCCAUGGGAUUAAAGACGUCAUCAAGUUGGCUGUGCAAUCUGGGGCGAAGGAAUGCAGCGAUCUGUUCUUCAUGGCCACCAAGCUUUUCAUGAAUGUGGAUUAUAGAGAAAUGUUUAGUGCUUUGGAGACCAAUGAAGGAAGGCUCGAUUGGCUGAACAGGAUGCAUGAAGAGAUGAAGAAGAAUUAAUGUAUUUGCUUCUCUCUUAACACUAAUCUUUUUCCGAGAUGUGAGGAUAAGACUCAUUUUCCCACACUUCCGGAAUUAAAGUAGAAGUGAGACUCGAAUCUCAGUGGGUUGGUUUGCAACCUUGUAUGCCCACUGCUAAUUAGAGUUCUCGUGUGAAGUACUAAUCCGACAUUAUUAUGAACUCACUUUUUGGUGAUUAUGUGAUAUCUGGAUGGUAGGAUUGCUUCAUGUUUUACAGUAUACUAGCCUUUACUGUCUUCUGAAGUGCAGAUUUUUUUAAAGCAGAACCAGUUGGCUCUAGGUAACUGUACUGUUCAUCUACUGCACAUAAGUUAAUUUUUCAUCCAUCAUAAUUUGGAAAAAUCUGGUUAUUUCUUCAUUGUUUAGCCUGAGAAGCUACUUUUGACGAAUUAAAGUUGACAGUCGAGAUAUUACCUUGAUAGGCAAAGCAUUUUUGUAGUCUUUAUAGAGUCAAUUAUAUCUCCCAAAUUGAUGGUGUUUUCAUCUCUUGAUAACAAUUUGUAGUCGUGUUGAUUAGUUACCAGGUUUCUCAUGUUCUUGUGC